Molecule: messenger RNA, 1941 nt
Organism: Sorghum bicolor (sorghum)
Lineage: Eukaryota; Viridiplantae; Streptophyta; Magnoliopsida; Poales; Poaceae
Product: protein tas
Exons: 9
Coding region: 8-1513 (501 amino acids)
Molecular function (GO): oxidoreductase activity
Source: RefSeq, a predicted model, not a curated record
GGGCCUAAUGAAUCUUAAUUGGCUUCUGAUGGCCUGCCUGGUGGGACCUCAAGGGAGAAGCAGGCUGGGCCCACCAGCGAACCUUUUCGCUGCCGCCACACAUCUGCGCCGUCGCGUCUUCUUCCGUUGGCCUCAUCCGGCUUCGGAAAGGCACCGCCCGACCGCCGCACCUCCAUCCACCUGCAGUCCUGCAGCUUCUUCAGUGCAGGCAGGGCCCUCUCCUUCUCCUCCAUCCUGGAGCAGCGGAGGAGCUCGCCAACUGCGCUUCUUCUGUUCGCUGGCGAGGAAUUUCAGUAUGCUGCAAAUGACCAUGCCAUCGUUCGCCGUAACCUCCCCUUCAUCGCAUGGCGGUACCUUAUCGGUGCUCCAUGCUCGUCAUUCUCAAAGAUUGCACAAGAGACACAUUCGGAGCCAAGUCCGGGCAGUGGCGCAAACACAACUGCAGUACCAGAAACUGGGAGAUUCAGACCUCCUUAUUAGUGAGGUCACUCUUGGAACGAUGACUUUUGGAGAGCAAAACACAGAGAAGGAAGCGCAUGAUAUGCUCUCUUAUUCUUUUGAUAAAGGGGUCAAUAUCCUAGACACAGCAGAAAUUUACCCGCUUCCAUUCAAAAAGGAAACUCAAGGGAGAACUGAUCUUUACAUUGGCAGGUGGAUGCAACUGAAGCCACGAGACAAGAUAAUUUUGGCCACCAAAGUUGCCGGCUAUUCAGAGAGGUUUACAUUUCUUCGGGACCAUGCAGAAGUGGUGCGUGUUGAUGCUUCCAAUAUCAAAGAAAGUGUUGAAAAGAGCCUUAAGCGCCUAUCAACAGACUACAUUGAUUUGCUCCAGAUACACUGGCCAGAUAGGUAUGUGGCACUAUUUGGUGAAUUUAGUUAUAAUCCAACCAAAUGGAGGCCAAGCUUCCCUUUUGAGGAACAAUUGAAGGCUUUCCAGGAGCUAAUUGAUGAAGGAAAGGUUCGCUAUAUUGGUGUUUCCAAUGAGACCUCAUAUGGAGUAAUGGAGUUUGUACAUGCUGCAAAGGCUCAAGGCCUUCCGAAGAUCGUGAGCAUCCAGAACUGUUAUAGUCUGCUUGUGAGAUGCUGCUUUGAAGCUGAUCUUGUUGAAGUUUGCCACCCGCAUAACUGCAAUAUUGGACUGCUUGCCAACUCCCCAUUGGCUGGUGGGGUUCUCACUGGGAAGUAUCUUGAUGCUGACACAGGAAUCUCAAAGGGGAGCAGGCUAAAUAUCUUCCCUGGAUUCAUGGCUCGCUACAAUGCCCCUUUGACUCAAGAAGCGACAAAUGAAUACAUAAGGCUUGCCAAGAAGCAUGGGCUAACUCCAGUCCAGCUUGCCCUGGGCUUUGUGCGUGACCGCCCAUUCACCACUAGCUCCAUCAUUGGAGCGACCACCAUGGAUCACUUGAAGGAGAACAUCGAUGUUUUUACCAGCGCUCCACGCCCUCUACCACAAGAAGUUCUUGACGGCAUUGAUGAUAUUUUUAAGAGAUACAAAGACCCAGCAAUCCUCUAGCUGUUUAUUCACUGUUUUGAUGGAAAGAACCAGCAAUCCUCAAACAAUACAAAGACCCGGAAAGCAUAUUACAAUCUAUGAUCAUACAGUUUCAUUCAUGUUGACACAAAAGGAGAAGGGAGGAGGUGUUGGCGAAGGCCGGUCAGACAAGGAAUUAUAUAGGGCCUUCUGGUUAGCCAGAUAUGGUCUGGCCUGCGGUAUGUAAGCAGGUUGUGGUUGUUUGGUAGCUUGGAGGUUGGCCAGAUAUGGUCUGGUUGAUUGUAGAUGCACCCCUCAUCAGUGGCGAAGCUAGAGCAAAUUGGAGGGGGGUGCACGUAGCUUGUGGGUGCAUAGGUAUCUUCUGUACAGGGUGCAUAUAUGGUGAAAUUUUGGACAUAAUAACUGUUUUUAUAAAUUUUGGAGGGUGCAUUUGCACCCCCUAAUUAUUA